Messenger RNA from Exophiala spinifera, 825 nucleotides. RefSeq lists its product as uncharacterized. The record is from RefSeq and is a predicted model, not a curated record. NCBI's taxonomy places the organism in Eukaryota, Fungi, Ascomycota, Eurotiomycetes, Chaetothyriales, Herpotrichiellaceae. Bases 1 to 825 code for a protein of 274 amino acids. The transcript has a single exon.
AUGCUUACACAAGUCCUCCUCCUGGCCUCGGCGAGCCUUGCCCUGGCCCAGUCCUCGACAGCUGCCCUUCCAGCAGCCAGCCCCAUCACUAUCGUCGGAGGAGCCUACAACGGCCAGCAGAUCGUAGGCUACCACGUUGGGGCAGCCCAGGACUUCCAAGUCGCGCUAUCAUCGGUUCCUCAGGCCAGCAGCGGAGACACAUUCUACUACAACUCAACAUCCAGCCUGUUCAUGGACACAUCAGUCUUUGAGGGUGAAGGACUGCCAUGCUAUAUCAUUAAAGCGUCUGAAUACUCGACCAACUCCGGUCCCCUCGAGUGUGGUGCAGCUACCGAUGCGUCAUACCCUUCAGCCGGUACGCUGGGCAGUGAUGGCUCCGUCAACAUCAACGGUAUCCAAAGCUGGUGGGUUUGCUCUGUCAACACCACUAAUCCGUACGGCGUCAUUGCGAACACCGUCGUCGGCGGUUUCUCAGCUGCUGUGCCAAAUGGACCCGGCAUGUUGAAUUGCUCGGCCAUCACCGGAUUGAAACUGGCUGGUGGUAGCGUGUUCUCAUCUACGACGUCGUCUACUACUGUCCCGCCGAAAUCCUCGUCGACCACAACUCUUCCUCUUUCUUCAUCCUCCAAGAGCUCAGACAGCUGGGGCACUUCGACCACCGUGACCACCGCUGCGCCAGUGACUACCACGGUACCUGCAUCGUCGUCUAAGGCGCACUCCUCUUCUACUUCGCCAGCGGCCUCCACGUAUACAGGAGGUGCUUCCGCCAAGGAUAUCUCGAAGCUGGGCAUGCUCGUUGCCGGUGGUGUAGCUAUGCUUCUUUGA